AUUUAUCUCGAAUCCACCCACACUCAAUCUGAAUUGAGAAGCAGUCACUCUGCAAAGUGAGUGGAAAGGAUCUCUGUCCCUGUUUGGACACUUCUGCUCUCCUGCCUGGCCCCAAGACCUUCAUGACCGCCAUUCCGCAAUUUGUUGUUAUACACGACCAGGCCCGUAAUACAUAUAAACAUCCCGUUGUGCAUUACGUGUUUGAAGGCGAGAGUAUACCUGAGGACAUACCGAAAUCGUCUUGUAUUAUCGUGGAUUUAAAUGAAGCGGCUACGGAGGUUGAAAAGGCUGAUAGCUUAGAUCCGUCGUUUCAAAUCACAAACUGUAGGUUGGAUACAAGCAACAUUACAGAAGCUGGAGGCUUUUCUGGGUCAAGCGAUGAUGCAGAGUUGGUAAAUCUGACGAUAGAAGGCAUAUCAGCUCAUGUGGAGCCUCGACUAACGAGUAAAACCCCACUGAUGGAUAUGGAAUCGGUACGAGAGGCAAUUUUCAACUUUAGAGAAAGGAAUGAUAUGAUGCGCAAGGUUAUACUUUCUCAAAACCGGCAUAAGACGUGAGAGCAGCUCGGUUCGCCCUUUGAGAAUCUUAUUUGUAGGAUAUAAACAAUAAUCACAGCACAUACCUUACAUUAUCAUAUACCAUCGCUUCGCUACAUUAUCACCACACACCCGGCUCCUGUACAUUUCUAUAACCAUAAGAACAAAUUAAUGGAGAUGAUGAAUCAAUGCUUCAGUAAUAAUCUUGAAUGAAUUG
Messenger RNA from Umbelopsis ramanniana AG, 753 nucleotides. RefSeq lists its product as uncharacterized. Lineage: Eukaryota; Fungi; Mucoromycota; Umbelopsidomycetes; Umbelopsidales; Umbelopsidaceae. The coding region runs from base 123 to 557 and encodes 144 amino acids. The record is from RefSeq and is a predicted model, not a curated record. The transcript has 3 exons.